Molecule: messenger RNA, 6959 nt
Organism: Perca fluviatilis (European perch)
Lineage: Eukaryota; Metazoa; Chordata; Actinopteri; Perciformes; Percidae
Product: AT-rich interactive domain-containing protein 1B-like
Biological process (GO): chromatin remodeling; regulation of transcription by RNA polymerase II; positive regulation of DNA-templated transcription
Cellular component (GO): brahma complex; nucleoplasm; SWI/SNF complex
Molecular function (GO): DNA binding; nucleosome binding
Source: RefSeq, a predicted model, not a curated record
UAAAAAAAAGUGUCUGAAAGGCUGAGCGCUGUUCCUGAAGGGGCUGAUGCCAGCCUGAGACCAGCCACCACCACCACCACCAACAAGCCUCCUCCAAGAGGAGCCGCUCCGAGUUUAAAAUCAUUAUUAUGGGAAUGUACUAAGGAGGGCCUUGCUUCGAUCAACAUGGCGGACAACAAAGCGCAGGGGGCUGGGGUAAUAUAACAGCACAGCGGCGCAAUCUGACUGCACACAUCACAAUGGAUCAGGUACACAACUCCCACGAAGGCUUCAACAACAACAACAACACCACCAACAACAACAGUCCGUUUAAUAACCACUACCCGAACUACAGACCCGGCUAUGGGAAUGGUGGAUACGCGGGAAUAAUGAGUCCCUCGCGCCGGGGGAAUAACCCGAUGGGCCCGGGCACUAAAGCGGCUAUGAUCGCUACCAGCUCCCCGGCUGGAAUCGGAGGGUUUCAGCAGCGGUUCCCCGGGCAACAGUGUCCGCAGCAACAGCACCAGCACCCCUCCGGAGCCACGCCGACUUUAAACCAGUUAUUGACGUCUCCCAGCCCGAUGAUGCGAGGUUAUGGAAGUGGAUAUCCCGAUUAUAACGUUAAUUCUUCACAACAACAGCAGCUAGCGUUAGCUAAAGACAUCCAGUACGGCUCGGCUACUCACGGCUGGGGGGCACAACAAAGAAGUCACCCGGCCAUGAGCCCGGGAAACAACGGCCAGGGCGGCGGAAGACCUCAGGCGGCGGCGAUGGACCCGAUGGGGAUGAAGCGCUCGCAGCUCUACGGCAUGAGCAGCCACCCGUACGCCCAGCAGCAGGGGGCGCCCUACUCCGGCCAGCCCUACGGCGCUCCCUCCCCCCACAGAUACCCGAUGGGGAUGCCCAGCAGGGGGCAGAUGGGGAUGGGAGGGAUGCAGUACCCUCAGCAGCAGGUAGGGGUAGGGCUGGAUGGGUUCCUCAGUACAGCCCAGCAGCAGCAGAGCGGGUGGUUACUGUCAGCCAGGCCAGCCUCGCGACAUUCAGCCCUCCAUACAGCAGCAGCCUUCCCGCAGUCACCGCCAUACAUGCAGCCAUCACCGCCACAACAGGAGGUGCCUCAGGAGGCGUAUGGGGCUGCCAGUCUGCUGGCUAUGACUCCUGGGAACCCAACCACGGAGGAGAUGAGUCUGAGCCAACAGGAGAGGCCGCCCAGCCUGCCGACAACAGCUGCAGCCUCUCUUGGACGCUGUGUUCCCAGGAUUUAUCCUGCUCCAUCGAUGACUUGCCCACGCACCGAGCGCCGUGAGUUCAGGGCUGCAGGCUCAGCGCCAGGGCGCACCCAGGGGACCCCCCGCCUCGCUUCUCCCCAGCCCCCCUCCCCCGCCAGCUCGCCCGCCCUCGCCGCCUCCCCGCCGCUCCAGCAGCCAAUCACGUCCGGACUCCAUGUCCCGCCACCAGCGACCAGAUGGGUUCUCAGUACAGCCAGCAGCAGCAGCAGCGUGGGUGGUUACUGUCAGCCAGGCCAGCCUCCGUACUUCAGCCCUCCACAGCAGCAGCCUGCCGCCCCGAGCCAGCCGCCAUACAUGCAGCCACGCCCGCUGCCACAACAGGAGGUGCCUCAGGAGGCGUAUGGGGGGCGCGGCCAGUCUGCUGCUAUGACUCCUGGGAAACCGAACCACGAGGAGAUGAGUCUGAGCCAACAGGAGAGGCCGUCCAGCCUGCCGGAUUUAUCCGGCUCCAUCGAUGACUUGCCCACGGGCACCGAGGCCGCGGUGAGUUCAGGGGCGUCGGGCUCCGGCAGCGCUCAGGGCGACCAGGGGACCCCGGCUCGUUCUCCGUUCUCCCCCCACGUCUCCCCUCGCCUCCCCCCCCCGCCAGCUCGCUCCGGGCCCUCCCCUUCCCCCUCGCUGUCCCCCGCCGGCUCCAGCAGCCAAUCACGGUCCGGACCCAUGUCCCCCGCCACCAGCGGACCAGGCUCUCAGUUGGCCCCUCAGCUCUCUGGUCCUGGAUCAGACCUUGGUCCUCAUCCCUCCCAUUCUGCCAUGACCCAGGACAGAGGUUUCCCUCCCUCCAUGCAGCGAAGCACUUUGGGGCAUCAGUUUGACCCCCAGCAGUCGGCACCACCCAUGUCCCCUCACACAGCGCCAGGGGGGCCCAUGCACCACGGCUCCUACCAGCAGGGAGCCUCCUACGGCCAGUAUGGCCCCCCAGGUAACUACCCUCGACCCCCCCACUAUGGCGGGGCCCCCAGUGCCAACUACAGCGGCCCGGGCCCCGGCUUAGCCAACAGCCUGGGUUUGAACGCCAGUAGUCCCAUGCACGGCCAGGGCCCGUCCACUCCGGCAGGUCGCGACCCUGGGCCCGGAGCCGGGGGCCGGCCGUACCCCGCCGGAGGAAGCACCAUGGCCCCCACUUCCCCCGGCAUGCCACAGCCGGCCGGGCAGGGCAUGGGGCCCCCGGGGCCCAACGCCAGCAGCAAACCGCCUGAGGUCGGCCCCAGCGCCGGGCCUAGUGCCAACUCCAACACCGCCCAGAGCAGGCAGGGCAGCUACCUGGGCGUGGCCCCGAUGGGAGGAAUGGGAGGAGGCCCGUACAGCCAGCCAACAGGCAGCAGCUCUGGGAGGAUGACUCCGCAGGGACCCCCCUACAACGCUACAACCUCAGGCGCCAUGAUGAUGAUGAUGCCAGCAGACGGGACAGGACGGGGCGAGCUCGGCUACGAACCGCCCAAAGCCAAGCCCCCCGUGUCCCCCAGCCUGUCCUCGUGUCCCGGGGAAGACGCCAAUAGCAUUAGCAGCUCCGCCUGGGCCAAGACGACCACCAGCUCCGUAAGUGCUUUCUCUAUUUCUGUUUCUAUCUAUGUUUCAGGUUUCUACGGAGCCAAGAGCUCCCACCGUGACCAGCAGAAGAUCAAGCGUCUGUACAGAGGAGGCCGAGACCGACAGGAGCUAUUAGGGGCGACGCUUCCUGUCCCUCAUGGAGGAGGCAGCGCUGCCUUCCUCUACUACCCUGCCAUCGGCGGAAGCCCUCUGGACCUCUACAGACUCUACAUAAUAGGAGAUCGGAAGCCUACACCAUGUCUUAUAUACUGUACUUCAGUACCAGAUGUUGAGGUGAACAAGAACAAGAAGUGGAGGGAGUUGUCGUCUCUGUUGAGCGUGGGCACGUCCAGCAGCUCGGCCAGCUCCCUGAAGAAGCAGUACAUCCAGUACCUGUUCCCCUACGAGUGUAAGGUAGAGCGGGGGGAGGAGCCCCCGCCUGAGGCGCCGGGCUGCGCCAGAGACGCCAAGAAACCCCCGUCACUGCAGACCAAGGUCCAGCCGCCCUCCCCAGCCAACUCGGGCUCCCUACAGGGCCCCAACACCCCUCAGUCCGAGGCCCCCGGAAACCUGAAGCCCCCCCACAGCCACGUGGGCCCCCAGCCUUCCACCCCCCACAGCCACAUGGGCCCCCAUCCUGCAAACAGGAACGUGGCCGGGGUGAGCGUCCUGGACCCGUUCUCUGAAGGCAGCGAUCCAGCCUUCAACAACAAGCGAGGCCCGGGACCCCGCGGCGCCCCCUUCCAGCAGGGAGGGGGCCCCACAGACCCCUCAAUGAGGAUGCAGUACGAUGCCAACAAAGACCCGUACGGAGGACCCAGGAAAGGUCCGGGGCCCGGCGAGGCCUUUGGUCCGGGUCAGAUGCCCAGCGGUGCCGUGCAGGACGUGUACCCCCACGGGCCGCCCUCUGGGCCCCUGACGGGGAUGGACCCCAGACCCCAGUACCCCUACGGUCCCGGAUACGAGCGGAGGUGCUGGACCCGUGUUGAGGCGGACGGGGCGUGCGCCCCUGGAGGUCAGGAGCAGCGUGCAUUGCCUGUGGGGCAGGGCCGCACCCCCGCUAGCGCAACGCAGCAGAGACAGGGACAUGACGGCUACGGGCAGCAGUAUCCUCGCAGCGUGGCCUACACUUCCCAUCAGCCCCUGUACCCUCCGCAGCAGGGAUACAAGCGUGGGAUGGAGGGCGUGUACCCCCCGGCGAAGCGCCAUGAGGGCGAGCCCUUCGCGGCGCAGCAGUUCGGCUCCCACCCCCCCGACAUGUUCAGCCCGUACGCUGGAGGUGGGGGCUACGUGGGCCCCGAGCAGCGCCCGGUGCAGGGCCAGUUCCCCCAUCCGUACGCCAGGGAGCGGCAGCACGGCAUGAUGGGCCCCGGGGAGGGGCCGCAGCCCAACAUGUGGCCCCCCAGGACUGACUACGCAUACGGCCGGCAGGGCCAAGGGUACCCCAGCGUGAGCCGAGGAGACGAGCAGGACAGCCAGUGGCCCCCCGGGCAUCCCGGCCAACGGCAGCCCCCGUACCCCCACUCUGCCUCCCCCUCCAUGCCCCCCCUGCCUUCCAGACAGCCCCCCUCCUCCUUCCAGGCCCCGCCCACUGCCCCAAACCAUGUGAGCCGCUCUCACAGCCCCUCAUCGUUCCCACGGCCCCCGGGCGGCUCCCUGUCCCCAAGCGCUCCCUACCCCCCCUCUGCGAAGAAGCCGGGGCCCCCGGCCCCUCAGGGGCCCCCCCUCAUCCACGGAGAGGUCAGCUUCCCACCGGACUCUGUGGAGGCCACCGUCCCCAAACUGAAACCACGACGCAGGCUCACCGCCAAGGACACAGGAACCCCGGAGGCGUGGCGGGUGAUGAUGUCACUGAAGUCCGGCCUGUUAGCGGAGAGCACCUGGGCUCUGGACACCAUCAACAUCCUGCUGUACGACGACAGCACCAUGGGCUCCUUCAACCUGUCGCAGCUUCCUGGUUUCCUGGAGCUGAUCGUGGAGUAUUUCCGGCGCUGCCUGAUCCAGAUCUUCGGCAUCCUGGUAGAGUACGAGGUGGGAGCCGAGGGCCAGAGGACACUGCCCGACCCCCCCAAGGAAAAGGAGGAGGAGGAGGAGGAAGAAGAAGCGAAGGAGGCACCAUCUGACGGCCAAUCAGCCGAGGCUCAGAGGACACCAAAGACGGAGGAGGGAACGCUCGCAGCUUCAGCCGAUGUUGAGAAAGCGGAAGCUGUUGUAAAAGAGGAAGUGAAGGAGGAGCAGGUGGAGACCCGCCCCCAACAGGCCAGCAAGUUCGACAAGCUGCCAAUCACGGUGGAGGAGGAGGGGGAGGAGUGGGAGGAGCUGGAGAGGCGCUGGGCCGAGCUAAGCCAAUCAAACGGCUUCAUCAGCGGCCUCCUGCACUGGAAAGCUGGGGGAGGAGACACCACUGCUCACAUCCAGACGGGGGAGUCCACUGCUCGCAUCCAGACGGGGGAGUCCACUGCUCGCAUCCAGACGGGGGAGUCCACUGCUCGCAUCCAGACGGGGGAGUCCACUGCUCACGUUCAGACGGGGGAGUCCACUGCUCACGUUCAGACGGGGGAGUCCACUGCUCACAUCCUGACGGGGGAGUCCACUGCUCACAUCCUGACGGGGGAGUCCACUGCUCACAUCCAGACGGGGGAGUCCACUGCUCACAUCCAGACGGGGGAGUCCACAACGAAGAGGAGAGGGGAAGUAGACGAGGAGACAACACCUGAAACACAAAAAGGUAAAAACCUGGAGGAAGAGUUUAGUUCAUUAAAGUGCCCAUGCUCUGUGGGAGGGGUGCCCCUACGCGGAGGACUCGCGGGCCCACGCUGUUCUCACACCGCUCCCACCUGGGCUUCCCCCUCGCGAGGCUUGGCCCCCUACACCCUACACCACCCACCCCCUCACCACCCAGGGGUCCACCACCAACACACACCCAGGAAACGAACGGCGCCGAGCCUCCAGCGGCCAGAGGAAGCUGCUGGUAUGGCGUGCAGCCGGGACGAGUGGCGCUGGGACUGCCUGGCGGCGCUGCGUGAGAACACGCUGGUGACGCUGGCGAACGUGGCGGGCCAGCUGGACCUGUCUCUGUACCCCGAGAGCAUCUGCCUGCCGCUGCUGGACGGGCUGCUCCACUGGAUGGUCUGCCCGUCCGCCGCGGCCCACGACCCGCUCGCCUCCUCGGCGCUAUCGGCGCGCCGACUGGCGCUGGAGUGCCUCUGCAAGCUGAGCAUCCAGGACGGCAACGUGGACCUGCUGCUCGCCACGCCGCCUUUCAGCCGCCAGCGGACGCUGUUCGCCGCGCUGCUGCGCCUCGUGGGCGAACGCCGCAGCCAGGUGUGUCGGGAAAUGGCGGUGGCGGCUCUGUCCAACCUGGCGCAAGGCGAUGCGGCGGCGGCGCGCGCCGUGGCGUUGCAGAAAGGCAGCGUGGGAACUCUGAUCGGCUUCCUGGAGGACGGCGUGGCCACCGCGGCGCAGUUCCAGCACGUUGGCGAGCCAGCCAGCGUCAACAUGAUGUGCCGCGCCGCCAGGGCGCUGCUGGCCGUGGCGAGGGCGGAGGACAGCAGGACGCAGUUCGUGCUGCACGAGAGCCGGCUGCUGGACGUCUCGAUGGCGCCCGCGCUCGACGCGUCGGUGGCGGCCGUCUUGUGCGAAGUACUCUUUAAAAUCGGGCGCUCGUGACACGAACACGGGCUCCGAUUUCUAUUUUUUAUUUAAAGAACCAAAAUGUUUUUACGUACAAAAUGAAUAUAUAGAGAGAGAGAGAAUAUAUAAAUAUAUAUAUCGGCUCCAUCCACAAGAAAUGUUUUAUUUGGGAUUUUUAAGUAAUUUUUAAUACAGAUGAUAAAACUAUUUAAUACUUGUAUUUUUAAUUUUUUUUAAUUCUUUUGUUGUCCGUUUUGUUGUUUAGUUUUUAACCAAAGUGUGACGGUCAGAGUCUCGGCUUCUGGCUCUCUUCGUUUCUUUCUGUUCUUCGGAGUUAUUUAAACGGUGACACGUGUUGUAGAUAGAAGUCUUUAUUUUACAUUAUUGAUGUUCAGUCACAGACUUUGAUAGGGGAUGCACCCAAUCCAGAUUUUUGGGGUUUUCGGCUGAAUCCUGAACCCCCUGGUUGAGAUUGUGCUGACUCCUCCUCCCAUCCUCAGUCCAUGAACCCAGUAAACACAUGAAUGA